Molecule: messenger RNA, 852 nt
Organism: Aplosporella prunicola CBS 121167
Lineage: Eukaryota; Fungi; Ascomycota; Dothideomycetes; Botryosphaeriales; Aplosporellaceae
Exons: 2
Coding region: 1-852 (283 amino acids)
Cellular component (GO): intracellular anatomical structure
Molecular function (GO): pyridoxal phosphate binding
Source: RefSeq, a predicted model, not a curated record
AUGUCGACCACCGAAGACGAAAUGCGCGUCGACCCCGCCCGAGCCCAAGAGCUCAUUGAGAACAUUGGCAAUGUGACGGCGCGCAUAGUGCACGCCAACAAGUCGGGCAAAGACGUCCGCCUCAUCGCCGUCUCCAAGCUCAAGCCCGCCACCGACAUCCUCGCGCUGCACACGGCGCCAGCCCCGCACACGACGACGCACUUCGGCGAGAACUACUUCCAGGAGCUAUCGGCCAAAGCCGCAGCCCUGCCGCGCACCAUCAAAUGGCACUUCAUCGGGGCAUUGCAGACGAACAAGUGCCGGCCGCUGGCCGAGGCGGUUCCGAACCUGUGGAGCGUGAGCAGCGUCGACACGGCCAAGAAGGCGGACCAGCUGGAGAAGGGGCGGAAGACGCUCGUCGAGGAGCUUAACAAGAAGAACGACAAGGAACAGCUGGAGCCGCUGCGCAUCCUCGUGCAGGUCAACACGUCGGGCGAGGCCUCCAAGAGCGGCACCCCGCCGGGCGAAACGGCGGCGCUGUGCGCGCACGUGCGCGACCGCUGCCCGCACCUGCGCCUCGCGGGCCUGAUGACCAUUGGCGCCAUCGCGCGCUCGCACGCGCUGACGCCCGAGACGGAGAAUGCGGACUUUGUCGAGCUGCGGCGGGUGCGGGACGAGGUUGCCGCGGAGCUGGGCUUGCCCGCCGACGACCUCUGCCUUAGUAUGGGCAUGAGUGCCGACUUUGAGGGCGCGGUCAGGCAGGGCUCCGAUGAGGUGAGGGUCGGCACGGGGAUUUUUGGGCAGAGGGCCGCGAGGGGGAGCAGGAUUCCGGAGGGAGCGGAGGAGGGAAAGGAUGAUGCGGGGAAGAGCUAA